AUGGCGAACAAGAUUAUCACAGUGGUCGGUGUUACCGGAAAGCAGGGCGCUUCGGUUGCCGACGUGUUCCUCCAAGAGGGAGGCUGGCACGUCCGUGGCGUUACACGCGAUCCAACCAAGGCCUCAAGCCAGGAAUGGGCUGCUAAAGGUGUCGAACUCGUCAAGGCGGACUUGAACGACGCUGCCUCUCUGAAAGCCGCAUUUGCAGGAUCAACUGUGGUAUUUGGAGUCACUGACUUCUGGGGAAUCGUCGGCGAUCCUGAGGUGCAGAAGCGAGCCCAAGAGGCUGGCAGUCCCGUCAAUGUGCUGGCCUACGACCUCGAAGUGCAGCAAGGUCGCAACAUUGUUGACGCAGUCAACGCCACUCUGGAGACCAUUGACAGAUUCGUGCUCUCGACUCUCUCUCCCACCAAGAAGUUGAGCAAGGGAAAGUAUACGCACAACUUUCACUUUGAUGCUAAAUGGGAAGCUGUCGAAUACCUCAAGGCUACAUACCCGGCCCUGGACAAGAAAACGUCGUAUCUGCAGGUGGCCUUGUAUCUUGAGAACUGGAGGUCUUCUCCGCUGGGGAGGCCCAACAAGCAACCUGAUAACACAUACAUCUGGAACCUUCCUGGAAACCCUGACGCCCCAGUAGCCCAAGUUAAUGCGCGCCACGAUACUGGCUACUUCGUCAAGGCUCUCACCCAGGUCGAACCCGGGAAACACCUUCUUGGUGCUUCGGGCUUUUUGAGCUGGAACGAGUACGCCGCUCUGUGGGGCAAGGUCCACGGCGUGCAAUGUACCUUCCAACAACUGGAUCGCAAGGUCCUCGAAAAUGCGAUUCCCGGCGGUGUCGGGGAGGAGCUUGCUGACAUGUACGAAUACAUUGGAGACUUUGGAUAUCACGGUGGUGACCCCAGCGUCAUCUUCCCUUCUGACCUUGGGGUAGAGGUUCCCUUCUGGACUAUUGAGGAGUUUAUUCGCCAGGAGGAUUGGUCGUCGGUGCUUUAA
This is a messenger RNA of Fusarium vanettenii 77-13-4, 993 nucleotides long. RefSeq lists its product as uncharacterized. The record is from RefSeq and is a predicted model, not a curated record. The coding region runs from base 1 to 993 and encodes 330 amino acids. Lineage: Eukaryota; Fungi; Ascomycota; Sordariomycetes; Hypocreales; Nectriaceae. The transcript has 5 exons.